Neomonachus schauinslandi (Hawaiian monk seal) is the source of this 3666-nucleotide messenger RNA. It is a transcript of the gene KIFC3, whose product is annotated as kinesin family member C3. Lineage: Eukaryota; Metazoa; Chordata; Mammalia; Carnivora; Phocidae. Gene Ontology annotation, molecular function: ATP binding; microtubule motor activity; microtubule binding. Gene Ontology annotation, biological process: microtubule-based movement. The transcript has 20 exons. The coding region runs from base 120 to 3080 and encodes 986 amino acids. The record is from RefSeq and is a predicted model, not a curated record.
GCUGCCUCCCGCCGGCGGGCCGGGUCGGGCCGAGCCCCGGACUCUGCGGCGACGCCGGGGAUCCUGCCUCCGCCAGGCCGGCCGCCCGGCGCCCCGAGGAGGCCGCUGAGCCCCGGGCCAUGGUCCCGUCUCGCCGGCCGUGGAACCUGGGAGCCACGCCCUCGCUGCGCGGCCUGUGGAGAGUGGGCCGGGCCGGGGAGCCCGAGCCGGGGAUGGCUCGCCCCGCCCCCGCCAGCCCGGCCGCCCGCCCUUUCCCAUACACCGGCCCGGGGAGGUUGAGAACUGGGCGUGGAAAAGACACCCCGGUCAGCAGUGACGAGGACUCCGGUGCCCGAAGUGCAGCUCGCCCGGCCCUCGCUCAGUGCCGAGCCCUCAGCGUGGACUGGGCUGGCCCUGGGAGCCCCCACAGGCUCUACCUGACCGUGCAGCAAGCCCUCCUGGACAAGGGGUGCGAGAACAAGAGUCAGGGGACGAAAGAGGAGAAGCUCCCGAAGAGGCAGGCGCCGGCCCCCAGGCGGGACCGGGAGGCCCAGGAAGCUGGUGGCACCAUGAAUGUAGAGAAAACAGGUGGGCGGCUCUUUGGCAGCGGGAGGUGCUCGAGCCUGGCGGGGCGGCCGGGUGCGGCCCCCAUGGUACAUAGGAUGGUGGUGACCAUGUCCCAGCUGCAGGAAGAGAAAGCCCGGCUGCAGGAGGGGCUGGCCCUCCGAGACAGUGACCAGCAAGCCACAUCCACCCAGCUGCAGAACCAGGUGGAAAACCUGAAGGAGAAGCUCAUUAGCCAGGCCCAGGAAGUGAGCCGCCUUCGAUCAGAGCUGGGGGGCACGGACUUGGAGAAGCACCGCGACCUGCUGGUGGUGGAGAAUGAGCGGCUGAGGCAGGAGAUGCGGCGCUUCGAGGCCGAGGUGCAAGAGCUGCGGGCCAAGGCGGCGGCCCCCUGCGCGGGCUGUGAGCACAGCCAGGUGAGCGGGCCGGCCGGCCCCAGCUGCUCCUGGAGGGCUGGGUCCCGAACAGCAACCCCGGUUCCUCGCGGUGACCCCUGCCUGCUCGUCUGUCCUUCCCUCUGUCUGCUGCACCCUUGUCCCGCCCCCCCCAACCACCUGCAGGAGAGCGCCCAGCUCCGGGACAAGCUGUCGCAACUACAGCUGGAGGUGGCCGAGAACAAGGGCAUGCUGUCCGAGCUGAACCUGGAGGUGCAGCAGAAGACCGACCGGCUGGCCGAGGUCGAGCUGAGGCUCAAGGACUGCCUGGCCGAGAAGGCGCAGGAGGAGGAGCGGCUGAGCCGGCGCCUGCGGGACAGCCACGAGACCAUCGCCAGCCUGCGGGCCCAGUCGCCGCCCAUCAAGUACGUCAUCAGGACCGUGGAGGUGGAGUCGUCCAAGGCCAAGCAGGCCCUCAGCGAGUCCCAGGCCCGGAACCAGCACCUGCAGGAGCAGGUGGCCAUGCAGAGGCAGGUCCUGAAGGAGAUGGAACAGCAGCUGCACAGCUCACACCAGCUGACGGCGCAGCUCCGGGCGCAGAUCGCCAUGUACGAGUCAGAGCUGGAGCGGGCACAUGGGCAGAUGCUGGAGGAGAUGCAGUCCCUGGAGGAAGACAAGAACCGGGCCAUCGAGGAGGCCUUUGCCAGAGCCCAGGUAGAGAUGAAGGCUGUGCACGAGAACCUGGCAGGGGUCCGGACCAACCUGCUGACGCUGCAGCCAGCGCUGCGGACCCUCACCAACGACUACAAUGGGCUCAAGCGGCAGGUGCGCGGCUUCCCCCUGCUCCUGCAGGAGGCCCUCAAGAGCGUCAAGGCCGAGAUCGGCCAGGCCAUCGAGGAGGUCAACAGCCACAACCAGGAGCUCCUGCGCAAGUACCGCCGGGAGCUGCAGCUGCGUAAGAAGUGCCACAAUGAGCUCGUACGGCUGAAAGGGAACAUCAGGGUGAUUGCUCGUGUCCGGCCAGUCACCAAAGAGGACGGGGAAGGACCCGAUGCGACCAAUGCUGUGACCUUCGAUGCCGACGACGACUCCAUCAUCCACCUGCUGCACAAAGGAAAGCCUGUAUCCUUUGAGCUGGACAAGGUCUUCUCCCCGCGGGCCUCACAGCAGGACGUGUUCCAGGAGGUGCAAGCCCUGAUCACCUCCUGCAUCGACGGCUUCAACGUCUGUAUCUUCGCCUACGGCCAGACGGGUGCCGGCAAGACGUACACGAUGGAGGGGACCCCCGAGAACCCCGGCAUCAACCAGCGGGCCCUACAGCUGCUCUUCUCCGAGGUGCAGGAGAAGGCGUCGGCCUGGGAGUACACCAUUACGGUCAGCGCGGCCGAGAUCUACAACGAGGCCCUCAGGGACCUGCUGGGGCAGGAGCCCCAGGAGAAGCUGGAGAUCCGGCUGUGCCCAGACGGCAGCGGGCAGCUGUACGUGCCGGGGCUGACCGAGUUCCAGGUGCAGAGCGUGGACGACAUCAACAAGGUGUUUGAGUUCGGCCACACUAACCGCACGACGGAGUUCACCAACCUGAACGAGCACAGCUCCCGCUCGCACGCCCUGCUCAUUGUGACGGUGCGCGGAGUGGACUGCAGCACUGGCCUCCGCACCACGGGGAAGCUGAACCUGGUGGACCUGGCGGGCUCGGAGCGCGUGGGCAAGUCCGGGGCCGAGGGCAGCCGCCUGCGGGAGGCCCAGCACAUCAACAGGUCGCUGUCAGCCCUGGGGGAUGUCAUUGCUGCUCUGCGCUCCCGCCAGGGCCACGUGCCCUUCCGCAACUCCAAGCUCACCUACCUGCUGCAGGACUCGCUCAGCGGGGACAGCAAGACGCUCAUGGUGGUGCAGGUGUCCCCCGUGGAGAAGAACACCAGCGAGACGCUAUACUCCCUGAAGUUUGCUGAGAGGGUGCGCUCUGUGGAGCUGGGCCCUGGGUCCCGCAGGGCAGAGCUCGGGUCCUGGUCCAGCCAGGAGCAUCUGGAGUGGGAGCCAGCUUGCCAGACCCCACAGCCCUCAGCACGAGCACACUCAGCCCCUGGCUCUGGGACCACCAGCCGCCCAGGCUCAAUCCGGAGGAAGCUGCAGCCCUUGGGGAAGUCCAGGCCGGUGCCUGUGUGACGGACGUGGCCCCCCUGCCAGCCUGGGGACGGGGGCCUGAGGCCUUGCCGGCCUGCUCCUGCUGUAGCAACAGGAGCCCAGGAGCUGCAGGCCGGAGCGGAGGCAGCCCUUCUGCCUCGUAUCUGCUCAGAGAUGAGAAAACCUGGUCAGAAGGAAAUGGUGUCUCCUGGCAGUGGCUGUGGGUGUAAAAGGCAUGGGCUGGAAGGGCAGGGAUGGCCCAUUCCGCCUGGCAGGCCAGGCCUCUCCCAGCCUCUCCCCAGGCCUGGCCCUGUCUCUAACGGGUGGGCUGAGGAGCCCCCCCCGGAAGGCACAGGGACGGGGCAGCCCUGGCCCCACUCCCCUCCAAGGCAGGCCCCCGUGCUCGGUUUGUAUAUAGUAUUCCUAGGUGUACAUAGGAGGCCGGGCUAUAUUUAUGGCUGGCGGGAGGCCAGUGGGCGGGGAUUCUGCUGCUCCCCUCGUCAGCCUGCCACCAGGCUCUCUCCUUGCUCACUGGCCUCUUGCCAUUUUCCCCCCUCUGAAAUCCUAUUUAAGAACUUUUGGAAGCUUAGCCAUUUUUACUUAUUAAAAUAAAAACCUUUUUACACAA